Molecule: messenger RNA, 4392 nt
Organism: Monodelphis domestica (gray short-tailed opossum)
Lineage: Eukaryota; Metazoa; Chordata; Mammalia; Didelphimorphia; Didelphidae
Gene: FOXD2
Product: forkhead box D2
Biological process (GO): cell differentiation; anatomical structure morphogenesis; regulation of transcription by RNA polymerase II
Molecular function (GO): DNA-binding transcription factor activity, RNA polymerase II-specific; RNA polymerase II cis-regulatory region sequence-specific DNA binding
Source: RefSeq, a predicted model, not a curated record
GUAGAGGGAGGACGCUCACCUCGCUUCUCAGACUUGCGUGGACACAACCCCUGCCUGGCCCAGGACCUCCCCUCUCAGACCAGGAAGGUGAGGAUAGGAUGUCCGAAGGCCCCUAGCAUCCAGGACUGGUUGCUGACGGUCCGGGACGGAGAGAGGAUGGGAGAAAGGGGGCCGAUCGGGAGAUUGGGGCAGAAGCUUAGUCCGAGGACCCGCGCAAAAUUAACCCCCCAAGAGUCAACUGCGGGGCUGGCGCAGCUAGUCCCCCUAAACUACCUCUGGGCUCAGGCUGUCGACUCCGGUUCCAGGGGCUCCAGCGGUGGAGAUUCCUGGGUGCAAAGGCCGCGCCAAAACCUUCGGGAGGGAACUCCCCUUGCAGAGAAAGACUCUGGGCCCCCCGGGCUGGCAGAUUUUCGCUGGGGCUGCCAAUGUGUCGUCCGGCUCUCGGCCUUUGCCCGAGAAAGCCGCCUGAAGGGAAACGGAUUAGUACGAUCGGUAGGAGCCAGAUAGGUAUCCCUGCCGAACCUGGGGUGUGGUGGGGACUAGCCAACAGUCAGAAACACCACGUGACACCCCCCCCCCCGCCUCCCCCUAGUAUAAAGUCCCUUAGAGUUCACCUCUCCAUUCACAGUGGCUACUAGUUACCGCCUGGACUCGGCUGGAGUUCCUAUCCUCCUCCUCUUUUUCCCUUCGUCCGUCCUUUCUUCCCUCCCCGCCCCUCGCUUUCCCCACCCCCUCCAACCUCUCCAUGUAGCCUUCAGCUCUUCCGCCUUAAGAAGCGGGAAGGGGGGAGAAGGUCUUUCCAACCCCCUUCCAACAGCAAAGAAGACCAGCCUCCCCCCAUAGGGAGAGGAGGUGGAAGAAAGUGACUAAUUUCGCCCCCCGGCUCCGCCCCCGCCCCAAUCCUUCACACACACACUUCUUCCCACUAGCUCCGGAUCGCCCUAACUUCUUUCGAGAGAGACUGGGCGCACGCGGUUGGGGAAAAGUUCAGUUCUUGACCGCCAGGGGACGCUUCAUAGCCGGGGGACACCCCCACUCUCUGUGCUCACCCCCGACUGGUCCACCUCCCCCCCACCCCUCCCUUCCCUUCCCCUCCCCGCGCGCAAAACACACACGCACCAAGACCCAGCGAGCCGGAGCCGGAACAGAGACAGCGGCGGCGGCGGCGGAACGCUCGGAGCGCGGGUCCCAGAGCCGCCCGCCGAGGACUAGGCGGCCGCGGCGGCCACCACCAUGACCCUGGGCGGCUGCUGCUGCGAGAUCAUGUCCUCCGAGAGCUCUCCGGCAGUGCUGUCCGAGGCCGAGGGGGACAUAGACGUGGUGGGCGGCGGGGGCGGAGGAGGCGACCCGCUGCUUAGCGCCGCCAUCACCCCCCGGGACGCGUGCAAGUACGGGCCGGAGGAGGAGGAAGGGGAUGAGGAGGAGGAAGAGGAGGAAGGAGAGUCCUCGGACGGCGAACCUCGGCUCCUCCCGCCGCCCACCCCUCGGGGGGCCGGGCCCAAGGGGGGAGCUGAGCCCAGCCCCGGAGGGGAGCCCCCCGUGGCCCCCAGGGGCGCGGCGGCCGGAGCGGACAAGGCGCCGUCGGGGGCUGGCAAGAACCCGCUGGUGAAGCCGCCCUACUCGUACAUCGCGCUCAUCACCAUGGCCAUCCUACAGAGCCCCAAGAAGCGGUUGACGCUGAGCGAGAUCUGCGAGUUCAUCAGCGGCCGUUUCCCUUACUACCGGGAGAAGUUCCCCGCCUGGCAAAACAGCAUCCGCCACAACCUCUCGCUCAACGACUGCUUCGUCAAGAUCCCCCGAGAGCCCGGCAACCCGGGCAAGGGCAACUACUGGACGCUGGACCCGGAGUCCGCCGACAUGUUUGACAACGGCAGCUUCCUGCGGCGGCGAAAGCGCUUCAAGAGGCAGCCGUUGCCGCCCACGCACACUCACGCGCACCAUCCGCAUGCCCACCCUCACCCCGAGCUGCUGCUGCGCGGAGGCGACCCCGGCGCCUUCCUUCCAGGCUUCGCUGCCUACGGCGCCUACGGCUACAGCUACGGGCUGCCACUGCCCGGCUACCACGCACACCACGCCGGCCCUCCGCAGCCCCAACACCCGCACCCAGCCCCGCACACCGGCCACCCCGCCGCCUUCUCCUUCGCCGCCGCUGCCGCUGCCGCCCCGUGCCCCUUGGCUGCGCCCCCUCCUGCUCCUCCUCCGCCACCGCCGCCGCCACCGCCGCCAGUGCAGUCUCAGACGGCCCCGGCCUCUGCCCCAGCCCCGGGCCCCCCGACGGCGGCCGCCUCACUCUUCGCCGCAACUCCAGCGGGCCUGCCAUCCUUUCUGGGGGCCGAUCUGGGCUGCCGGAAGGCCUUUUAUCCCGCGCAGCUGAGCCCCCCAGCUGCGGGCACCGCCACCAGCCUGCCUGCGGCCGCGGCCGCCGCAGCCCUGCUGCACAGCCUGAAGGCGGACAGUGGGGGAGGCGGCGGCGGUGGCGGUGGCGGCGGCAGCGGGGGCUCCGGGUCUGCGGGGCGGCCCUCCUUCUCCAUAGACCAUAUCAUCGGGGGCGCGGCGCCCCCAGCCGGUCCGGGCCCCGGGUCGGGCGGUGGAGGAAAUGGAGGGGGAACGGGCGCCGGGGGAGGGUCACCUUCGUCGCCGUAUGCCACUGCCCCGAGCGGGGGCCAAGCCCAGGUGCUGGCGGUGCUGCCGGCGCCCGCGCUGACGCCCGUGCCGGCCCAUUUCCGCCUUUCGCACCCCGGGGACGCAUUGCUGCAGUCUGGCCCUAACUUCGCCAGCAAGAUCCCUAGCCUGAGCGGCUGCCACUUCUGAACCAACGACCGAACGACUCCGAGCCGCGAGGAACUUGGGGGCCCGAACUUUGCAAAGACGCUGGGGGCUCUUCACGUCUCUGUCUCCCCUGGCUCGUCUCCUCCUUAUUCAGCCGGCCUUGCUCCAAGGGGGCCGAAGGAAGGAAGGCUUGCGGGGGUGGGGUGUGUGUGUGUGUGAGGUUGGCCCUGGAGCAGCACGCUGCCUACACUCGGGUCAUCCUCCUUGGCCUGUGCCUCCCCGCGGGUUGGUCUCGUAUUGGUGAGCGUCCGCGAGGAUCUCUGGACCGAGGAGGACAAGGGCGGAGGGCGGCGUCGGCCAGCGGCAGGAGCCCUUCCACUUGUGUCUCCUUAGAACGAAGCGGGGUCCAGGAGCCUGGCGCUGGACCCCGGGACGCAGCCAGGAGGCCUCUUCUGCGACCACCGAGAUCCGGAUGUUUCGUGCCAACCGGAAAACCCUGUGGGAGUGAGGGUGGUGGGAGCGGGGAGGGCCUAUGGGAAGAGGGUAUUUUGACGAGUGAGCUUGGCCCCCUGGAUCCGGCUUGCCCGAUUCCGAUGGAUGGGACCCCCGGAUAAUUGCCUGCUCUCUGCUUCCCAGUGGCCGAUGCGGACGCGGCCUCCACCAGGCGGUGAGAAUUCCACCCCGAUUUCCCAUUCCCUUUUCCCCAGCUCCGAGGUCGGAGUUGUCCCGGGGUUGCCCUUUAAAGAAACGUAAGUCUAUGUCUUGUGUACUUACCUCCCCCUUUUCCCCGCCGCCCCCUGCCACCUACCCCAGCGAAGUGAGGUCCCAUUUCUGUGGAGGCUGCAGAGAAUUGGUCGCUUUCAAGUCCUUUAGGAAUCCCCCGCUCUGCCCUCACGCAAGCGAAGCAUGUCUACACGGAACAAAGCUAAGGGCAAGGGUGGCAGUCACCCGGAUAAUUCGGGCAUAAAUUUAAAAACCGACCCCUCCCCUUGCUAAGGAAAGAGAUUCAGGUCUUUUCAGCUUUCCUCCGCACACUUCCAGGCCUCUCAGGCUGGUGUCGGGGGGAGGCAGGCGAGGUGCAUCCCAACCUUAGAUACUCACGGCUAACCUCUCUUCCUCUUCCUCAUCGCCUCUUCUUCGCUAGCUCCCUUUUCUGGUCACCCAACACCGCCCUAUUUAUUUUCUCCGAAGGCAAAAGAGUUUCGAGAAGUGAGGGGCACAGAGAUCCUCUUCCUCCCUUGUUUGUGGAAGGCGGGGAACGAGGCCUAGCGCCUUCCGUGCCCCCCACUCCCGUCCUGGACCUCCUGAUGGAAUCCUUUCCCGGGCCCUGUAAGGUAUUUGUAAAUAGUUUAGAGCUGGCCUGACCUCCAAGGACGCCGGCUCUUUUGCUGCUGGCUCGGUCCACGAGAGGGGAGCCUGGGCAGAGGAUAGCCGGGCAGAUCUGUGACCCCCUCCCCGCCUUGAAUGGGUUGUGUGGAAGCAAGGGAACCUCUGCCACUUGCCCUAUCCCCCAGCGCAGCCCCAUUUCUCUCCCCACCUUUCCUGCCCGGCCUCGGCCGGACUCCUGCUCCUGCCCCUGCCCCAAUUGGUGUCAACGAAUAAAUGUUUGUGGAUUUCACUGAA